Messenger RNA from Tachyglossus aculeatus (Australian echidna), 1719 nucleotides. Its product is annotated as basic proline-rich protein-like. The transcript is spliced from 7 exons. The record is from RefSeq and is a predicted model, not a curated record. NCBI's taxonomy places the organism in Eukaryota, Metazoa, Chordata, Mammalia, Monotremata, Tachyglossidae. Bases 1 to 1719 code for a protein of 572 amino acids.
AUGCCGGUGAGGCUGGCCCGUGGCCCGUGGGUUCUGGACUCCAGCCAGAGGGAUGGGCGGGCGCUGUGCCGCACUGAAGGCCGGAAGGAACAACUCUGUGGGGGACAGCGUUCCCACGGGGACGUGGGCAGCGGGCCUGCCAAAGGAGAUCUAAGGGCCCCCAAGCAAGGUUGGAGAGACCCCAUGUCGGCCUCUGUGACCGCAGCCAGCUUCCCCUCCUCCACCCCAUGCCCCUUCGCCCCCAAAUUUAGGGUGUUCCCAGUGUUGCUGGUCCCCAAAGAUCCCCACAAGAGUCCCCCAGGGGACCGAGCGGUUCGGUCCGGUCCGGUCCGGUCCGGUCCGGCUCGGUCCGGUCCGUCCCUGCUGGGCCCGGUCCCGUCCGGUCCGGUCCGGUUCGGUCCGGUUCUUCCCCGCGUGGUCCCCGGUGCCGGCUGUCCCCAACUCUCCGCCGCCGCCUGUGCCGCCGCCGCCGCCGGGGAGCCCACCCUCCCACACGCCCAAACCAACCCCGCGGCGGGGACACGCCCGCCCCCUGCUGGACGCCUCGGGAACAGCGGCCCCGCCCCGUCAGCACCCCCUGCUGGACGCCUCGGGAACAGCGGCCCCGCCCCAUCAGCACCCCCUGCUGGACGCCUCGGGAACAGCGGCCCCGCCCGCCCCGCACCCCCGCCCCGUCAGCACCCCCUGCUGGACGCCUCGGAAAGAAAGAGCGGCCCCGCGCCCCCUUCCCGUCGGCACCCCCUGCUGGACGCCUCGGGAAGAAAGAGCGCCCCCGCCCCGUCAGCACCCCCUGCUGGAUGCCUCGGGAAGAAAGAGCGGCCCCGCCCGCCCCGCGCCCCCGCCCCGUUAGCACCCCCUGCUGGAUGCCUCGGAAAGAGCGGCCCCGCCCGCCGCCAGCCCCGCGCCCCGUCAGCACCCCCUGUUGGAAGCCUCGGGAGGAUUGGUCCCGCCCGCCCCGCGCCCCCGGCCCGUCAGCACCCCCUGCUGGAUGUCUCGGGAAGAAAGAGCGGCCACGCCCCGCGCCCCCGCCCCGUAAGCACCCCCUGCUGGAUGCCUCGGGAAGAGCGGCCCCGCCCGGACAGCACCCCCGCCCCGUUAGCGCCCCCUGCUGGGUGCCUCGGGAAGAAAGAGCGGCCCCGCCCGCACCGCACCACCGCCCCGUCACCACCCCCUGCUGGAUGCCUCGGGAAGAGCGGCCCCGCCCUCACAACACCCCCGCCCCGUCAGCACCCCCUGCUGGACGCCUCGGAAAGAAGGAUUGGUCCCGCGCCCCCGCCCCUUCAGCACCCCCUGCUGGACGCCUCGGGAAGAAGGAGCGGCCCCGCGCCCCCGCCCCGUCAGCACCCCCUGGUGAACGCCUCGGGAAGAGCGGACCCGCCCGCCCGCCCCAAGCCCCCGCCCCGUCAGCACCCCCUGCUGGACGCCUCUGGAAGAGCGGCCCCGGCCCCUGCCCCCACCCCCUGCCGGACGCCUCAGAUAAAGCGGCCCCUGCCCCCGCUCCGUCAGCACCCCCUGCUGGACGCCUCAGGUAAAGCGUCCCCUGCCCCCGCCCCGUCAGCACCCCCUGCCGGACGCCUCGGGCAGAGCGGCCCCGCCCUCCCGUCCACCCGCCCUGUAUCAGGAGCUCGGGAAAACCCUGCAAGCAUCCUCGCGCUGCUGCUCAUGUCCCCGGAAAUCGGUUGCCCGCUCCCUGCUCUGGCCACCUCCAGGCUCUGUUGA